Nannizzia gypsea CBS 118893 is the source of this 1266-nucleotide messenger RNA. Its product is annotated as integral membrane protein. Lineage: Eukaryota; Fungi; Ascomycota; Eurotiomycetes; Onygenales; Arthrodermataceae. The transcript is spliced from 4 exons. The record is from RefSeq and is a predicted model, not a curated record. The coding region runs from base 1 to 1266 and encodes 421 amino acids.
AUGAUAUUACCGGAGAAGCCGCCAGAUGGCGACGUUAACAAGGGCCACAUCAUUAUCAUCUUAACCUGGACGGGAUUCAGCGUAUCUCUUCUUCUUGUCCUCGCCAGAAUAUGGACACGCGUCAAAGUCGUGAGAGCAUUUGGGUGGGACGAUGGUUUCAUCAUACUUGCCCUGGCAUGUGCUGUGGUCAACGCUGCCAUGGUCACCACCAGCAUAGCACACGGCACCGGACGGCACCAAUUCUACCUCACACCAGAGGAAGCAUUGCAGGCAGAUAAAUACAACUGGAUCUCUCAAGGGUUCCAUGUUGCGUCCACUAACUGGGCUAAGGUGUCCAUUAUGUUAUUCCUUUUGCGCAUUAUUGGCCAUGCAACCCGACAGGCUCCUUAUUUCUACGGCGGCAUGGUAUUCUUGUCCGUCGUCAACUUUGUUUGUAUAUUCACCAUCUAUGGACAAUGCAUGCCCGUGCAAUCGUUAUGGGAUCACAGCAUCAAAGGCAAAUGCUGGAAUCCUCGAAUCCAAAGAGAUUUUGCGUUUUUUACCGGAGCUGUUUCUGCGGCGUCUGACCUUGCACUCGCCAUCUACCCUGUGCGGCUAAUAUCCAAACUGCAGAUGCCGUUACGUGUGAAGUUAGCCCUGGCAGCCAUCUUUGCACUUGGGUUUGUAGCGGUGGGCGCUUCUAUCGUCAAAACUGUUUUCCUCUCGCGGCUAUCUGCCCGUGCAGACUACUCGUGGAACACAAUUGACCUGCUUUUCUGGCUAUGCAUUGAACAAUACCUGAUCAUGAUUGCUGCCUGUAUCCCUAUGCUUGGUCCCCUUGUCAAACUCAUCCUCAGAGAAGCCACUUCUCGAGCGACGGGGUCAUCAGGGUCAACCUCGUGGCCCCGUAGUAUGCUGCGAAAGCCGGCAACAAGGAGGAAGCCUCGGCCAUAUUGGGCUACGGACACAAGUCUGUAUGGCACAAAGGAUGAAGGGGCAACUAUAUAUGGCGUGAACCCGGGGAUGAAGACUCGCUGCUACCCUCUCAACUCCUACCACAGCGGAGUUGAGCCGAAGACAACUACCGAGAGUCAGGAGGCUAUUGUCCAGGGAACGGACAGUCGGGGGGACGCUAUCGUCAAAGUGAGCGAGGUGCACGUCAAAAUCGAAAGCUUAGACACGGGCAGAGGGACUUCGCACUCGGAGACUUCGGCAGGCUGUCCUGGCACCUCGUCAAAAUCAGAAAACCCCAAAAAGUCCGAAGAGGUAGAGGAGGUUCCGGUUUGA